Kalmanozyma brasiliensis GHG001 is the source of this 1344-nucleotide messenger RNA. RefSeq lists its product as uncharacterized. The record is from RefSeq and is a predicted model, not a curated record. Lineage: Eukaryota; Fungi; Basidiomycota; Ustilaginomycetes; Ustilaginales. The transcript has a single exon. Bases 1 to 1344 code for a protein of 447 amino acids.
AUGACCGCUCCACUCAGUACUAGAGAUGUAAAAGAAACUGCUGAGUUCUUUCCGACGGUGCCCGACUCACACAUAGAAGCCUUGCUUCCGGGAGACGACCUGGACCAAGCUCGCCAAUGGAUUCGAGCUGCGCUGUCCGAGAUGCACCUCAACUACGAUCUCGAUCCCAAGCUCCUCGGUGAGCGGAGCGAUGUUAAUCGCGGGAGCGCACUGAUUGCUCUCCUCCUCUCCCGGAUAACCGUCCGCGAGCCUGACUCGCACCUCGAUGAGCGGGGCGAAGGUCAUCUUUCCGGCGCAGUCAUCGACCAAGAUCUCGCUUCGCAAUCCUCUCCCUCGGCUGCCUCCACAACCCAGCACAAAUCGACGGUAGUGGCGCCACCAAGAGCAUACGAGACGCACGACCUCCUCAAAGCUAUUGACAAGCGCGACGUCGAAACCAUCCUCGCCAUCCGCAACUUGAACUUCGACCUCCUGCUCGACCUCUCACACUCCGGCUCCUCCACCAAGACCUCCGCCGCCUCUUCCGCCGGCGGAGCGUCCAACACGCCGCUCGGCUACGCCAUCUCUCUGGGCAAGGGCUGGGAGGGCGUGAGCAUUGUGCUGGUGGGCGCGCUGUCCAAGUUUGUCAACCAGCUGCCAGACGAUGAGGACGAGUUCGAACCCGCCUCGUCCACUGGACCAAAGAAGAAGAAGCCCAAAAAGCUGCAAUUGGAUCCGCGCACCAUGCAACGUCUUCGAAAGAUUCGAGUAAACCUCAAGCUCGCCAUCGAUCACAGCAUCAGUCAGGACCAAACCGCGCUGCUAGCGAGCUACCUGCAGGUGCUGGUGAUGUCUGAGGGCUCGCCGUUCCUCGAAUCGGCCAUCGAAGACGUCGCGCACUGUCUAAAGAGUCGUUCGGAGGGAGGAGCGGACCCGGUCGCACGGGCAAGAAGCCAGGUGAUGCAGUUCGUUACCGACUCGCUAAGGCAUAAGAGCGAUAAGGUGGCGAGUGUCAAGGACUACAUUGCGAAUGCGCAGGGGGAUCUGUUGUUGAUGGCGCUGUGGCGAUUGGUCAAGCUGGGCAAGGGGCAGGUGGAGGGAGAAGGGGAAGUGCAGGAUCUGGCGAACGAUUUGCCCGGGUUCUUCUUCGCGAGAGACGACAGGGUUGCCUCCAACUAUGUAGUCAGGGUGGGGAGGCUGGGUCAUGUAGCGGACGGGACGAAGGGGGCGCCAGCUAGCCUGGUCAAGCUGGCAAGCCGGGUCGCCGAGGCGCUGCAGGAAGGUGCGAGGCGCAAAAGCUCCUACGAGCGAUUGGAGAUCAUCACCGCCGUCCUCGAGGGCAAGCGCACCAGCAUUCACACUUGA